ACUAGUGAUUGAGGGACCACUUUCCACGCUAGAACACAAUGUUCAAGAGGUAGUCCGUUCGUUCACCUGCAUGUACCGCGAGAUUAAAAGUAUGGCCGAAAGGUCCGUAGAACAGUUUGUUAAAAUCAUGGAGCAGUUUAAAAAACUCCUUGCUAUGAUGAACGACGCAUCCAAAGCUUAUCUUGCUCAGCUAGAGAGGGAUAUUGAGAAUGCGACUGCAGAAACACGAGCAAAUAUUGAGGCUACGAAACGAGACGUGGAAAAAAAGAUGAGAGAAAUGAAGGAAGUAGCGGAAAGCAUUGGAGAUGUGCUGAAUACCCCAGGUAGUAUGAUUUCAGGUUUCUGCGAUGGUGUUACUAUGGCUGGAGGGGGUGUUCUUGAUUCUUUAUUUGAUGCUGGAAGGGGUUUUGUUGAUGCUUUUGAGGACAUUUUUACCGGGCGUCGAAAAAGGUCUUCCUGUGAACCACCAAACAUAAUUGAUGUUCCAGAUUUAGAUUUAUCUGCGUUUGAUGGGAUUUCUUUGGAUGCACUGAAAAACAUUGUCCGGGACCUAAAUCCGAACUUAGACCUCAUCGAUAUGGACUUUGAUAUGCUUGCAGCGGAGAUCGAUUCAAGCAGUAUUAGAAAAAUUCGUGACACACUUCAGGGAAUCUUCAUGCACGCUUUCGAAUCCACGAAAAUUAUAGCGCGAUGGGCUUCCAAGAUUUUCUACAUUAGCAUUAUCCUUAUCAUCUAUGAUGCAUAUGUUUACGUAGGCUCAUUUUACAAGGAUGAUGCGUUCGAUAACAUGACCAUCAACCACAGUUUUAAGGAAAUCUGCGAGAAAGAGAAAAAGCCUAAGGUGACUCCGAUGAGAUGCUGGGAGCUUAAGGAAAAGUACCAUCUUGCGGUCAGCAUGAUUUUAAGCAAAAAGGAAACAAUAUCUUUGGUUACGGAAAGUAUCCCAAGUUUAUGUGCUGCAAUUGUCAUCUCUGGCAUCCUGCUCAUGGACUACCUCUUUGCUGUUACUCUCGAGGCAUUCAAAGAACAUGCGAGUUUCGGAAUCACGUUCCCCGGGAUGGAACAGGGGAUUUCAUUCGGAAGCACCCUGAAAGAGGCAACAGGCCAGAGUCUCUCCAACACGAUAAGGAUCGACGGAUUCGACCUCUCCACGGACAAAUGUUUGCCAAGCCCACAGAGGACGAAUAAUUCUUCGAUAUGGCCUAUAUUCGCUAUUAUAAUCGCUGCAUUACUUUCUUGUGUGAUAGAAGCUUACUUCAGUCGUCUCAGGCAGAUUAUCUGCAACGCUUACUACCCCAAACGAGCUCAAGAGAGGGCCAUCUAUCUUCACAAAAAAAUAAUGUCGGGAAGAAGAACGAGGCAGCUGCAACUGGGACUCAUUCUUCACAGAGAGAUGAGCUGCAAAGAACGGAGCGCGGAGUUCUCUCCGUUCCAGCAAGUUUGGCGACUGUUCUCAACUCAGAAAGGGCCCACAACCUUGAAGACCUGUUUGGGGUGUAAGGAACCACUGAAGGAAGACACAUCUUCCGCCUACACUUUCCGGCACAACGGAGAGAAAGUGAGCGCGGAGAUUUGCUCUGACUGUGCAAAGGAACCAAACGAAUGAAGUUUGCAUUGGCAUUGGUGUAAUGUUAACCUAAAGUAUGUUGCAAUGUUGCAUUAUACCUUAUCGAACCUUAUUUGCAUUAUAGUGCACAGUAAUUGGAGACACGCACGUUACCGUGCAAAGAUUUACAAUCGAUAUUUUGAGCAGUUUUGCGGUUAUUAAAAUAUUAACUUGUGUGAAGAGUUUUACAUUUAAAUCGGCUAUCUCUUCGGUUGGGAUGGAUAUUUUUGAUGCGGUAAAACUGACAAUCAAAGAAAACCAUAAGCUUAUUCCCUGUGUCCACGGGCCUUUUAGAUUAAGUGAUACCCAUUACCUAGGUUAGGCAAACUAUUUGGUGUAAGAGGCAAGCCUAAACUAUUCGGUUAGAUUCAGAGUUGAAAAAUACGUACUUUAAAACUUUAAAACUAUCUCACGUAUUUUUCAACUCUAGAUAAAUCAGUAUUUUGUACUUCCAUUCAUAUUGUAUUCGUAAUCGUAUAAAAUAUGUACUUAAAGUUUAAACAAAUAGCAAAUUAAUUUUGAUUUUAGAAAAAGAUGCACUGUGCGCUAGUUAUAAGUCUGUAGUCAAGUUUUUUGGCAUUUGUUUUUCUUAAAUUAGUUUAAUAUAUUUUAAUAGUGUACUUUUAGAUGACUUUGUCUACCUUGGAAGCAGAAUAAUAAGUGCGGAGAAGGACUUUGAUGUUAGGAAAGCAAAGGCAUGGGGGGCCUGUCAUCAGUUAAAGACAACCUGGAAGUCUGGAAUGCGCAGGGACUUAAAGAUCCGUGUCUUUCGAGCAACGGUUGAGCCCGUACUCCUGUACGGCUCUGAAGCUUGGACGAUAAGCCAAUCCAUGACUAAGCGGAUCAAUGGAUGCUACACUAGAAUGCUCCGGAUGGCCUUGAACAUACGUUGGCCACAAAUCAUCAACAACAGUGAUUUAUACGGCAACAUCCCCAAGCCAUCAGCGAUGAUAGCCUCCAGAAGAAUGAGACUGGCUGGACAUGUAGCCAGGCAUGACGACCUUCUGGCAAACCAACUUCUGUUCUGGGACCCUCAGCAUGGAUACAGGAGACCGGGGAGGCCCCACCUUACGUUUCUGGACAUGCUAAAGAAGGACACCAGCCUUUCCUGUGUUGAAGAGAUAAGAUCUGUUAUGCUUGACCGCGACGUGUGGCGAGGAAUUGUAGUUGCUCGGACCAAGAAGCCGACUUAAGUCAAGUCAGUGUACUUUUACGGUGUAAGAGAGUUAACAUAUCGGUGUAUUUUAUACCACGUAUUAGGAUAAACAUAUUGGGGUAUUUUAUAUUAUACCACGUUAUUAUUAACAAUAGAUUAGUGAGAUCACU
Bolinopsis microptera is the source of this 2932-nucleotide messenger RNA. Its product is annotated as E3 ubiquitin-protein ligase DCST1-like. Gene Ontology annotation, cellular component: membrane. The transcript is spliced from 3 exons. Bases 71 to 1606 code for a protein of 511 amino acids. Lineage: Eukaryota; Metazoa; Ctenophora; Tentaculata; Lobata; Bolinopsidae. The record is from RefSeq and is a predicted model, not a curated record.